CUAAAGGGCCUGAAGUUGAUUAAUUCCAUAAAAACAAUAUUCGAAUAUUGUUGUAGGUCGACUUAGAGUGUCUUGUUAUGAGAUUUUAAAGAUGCCCAUUUUAUACAGUGUUGUUUCAAGAGGAUCCAGCGUCCUAGCAAAACAUGCUUGCUGUGCCGGGAAUUUUCCAGAAGUUACAGAACAGAUAAUAUUGAGAAUACCUCAACAUGACAACAAACUCACUUAUUCCCAUGGAAAUUACUUAUUUCACUAUAUUUGUGAAAAUCAAGUAAUCUAUAUGUGCGUUACAGAUGAUGAAUUUGAAAGAUCUAGAGCGUUUCUUUUUCUUAAUGAAAUCAAGAGGAGGUUCACCUCUGCUUAUCUUGGAAAUAUCGAGAAUGCAUUACCCUAUGCAAUGAAUACAGAAUUUUCUCGAGUUUUGGCCAAUGAAAUGAAACAUUAUUCUGAAUCAACAGAUAUUGAUAAUAUUUCUAAAAUACAUGGAGAAUUAGAUGAAUUGAAAAAUAUAAUGGUCAAAAAUAUAGGUAAUGUUGCAAUGAGGGGUGAACGACUUGAAUUACUUGUGAAUAAGGCAGACAACCUCAAUGCAGGCAGCGUUUCCUUCAGGACAACAAGCAGAAAUUUGGCUAGACAAAUGUUUUGGAAAAGCAUUAAGAUGUAUUGUUUAAUUGGACUCAUUAUUAUUGUGUUCUUAUACUUUGUCAUAUCAAUUUCUUGUGAUGAUUAUCUUUGGAGAGGUUGUUUUUGAGAAAGUUCGAUGAUUUAUAUUUAUAUCAUUAAGUAUCCUAGGUAUUCAAGAUAUUUUUUGUUAUUAUAUAUGAAGAUGAAGAAUUUUAUUGCCAUUGUGCGUUAAUCAUGUACUCAUUAUAGAUGUAAGUAUAAAUAAUGUGAUAAUAUAUUGGAUUUUUGGAA
This is a messenger RNA of Coccinella septempunctata (seven-spotted ladybird), 912 nucleotides long. It is a transcript of the gene Vamp7, whose product is annotated as vesicle-associated membrane protein 7. The record is from RefSeq and is a predicted model, not a curated record. Bases 92 to 748 code for a protein of 218 amino acids. Gene Ontology annotation, cellular component: SNARE complex; membrane. Gene Ontology annotation, molecular function: SNARE binding; SNAP receptor activity. NCBI's taxonomy places the organism in Eukaryota, Metazoa, Arthropoda, Insecta, Coleoptera, Coccinellidae. The transcript is spliced from 6 exons. Gene Ontology annotation, biological process: vesicle fusion; exocytosis.